Messenger RNA from Cajanus cajan (pigeon pea), 1476 nucleotides. It is a transcript of the gene GLYR2, whose product is annotated as glyoxylate reductase 2. Gene Ontology annotation, cellular component: chloroplast. NCBI's taxonomy places the organism in Eukaryota, Viridiplantae, Streptophyta, Magnoliopsida, Fabales, Fabaceae. Gene Ontology annotation, molecular function: NADP binding; NAD binding; oxidoreductase activity. The record is from RefSeq and is a predicted model, not a curated record.
GACCCGCGUCAAUCUUUCCAAAUUCCAAUCUUACCCUACCUUUCAUUUUAUAUAAAUAUUUUUAAUUAUAUUAAAUAUUUGAAAGAAUAAAUAUUCGAAAAAAAGAAUUUUGCUGACUCGCAUAUUUUAUUUCUUAAUAUCAGUGAGAAAGUGAGGAGUGAGGGUAAAAGAAGAAAAGAAGAAAAAAAAUCUUGUCUCUCUUAUCUAUCUAUCGAGGUAGUGCUGGGUGUAGAGAGUGAAGGAAGUGGGUGAGGGUGAAGUGCAAUUUGUGUUGAUGCGUUGUUCCACGUUUUGCUCUCACCACUUGAACCUUUCAGCCAUGAUUAUGAAGCGUUUCUCUGCUCCCAUUUCAUCCCACGUUUCGCCUCGAGCUCAGGCUAUAACUGAGCCACCUGCCCGCGUUGGCUUUUUGGGCAUCGGAAUCAUGGGCUCCCCAAUGGCCCAUAAUCUCCUCAAAGCUGGAGUUGAUCUCACUGUUUGGAAUAGGACCAAGACCAAGUGUGAUCCUCUAAUAAGCCUGGGAGCAAAAUAUAAACCAUCUCCCGAGGAAGUAGCAGCAUCUUGCGAUGUCACCUUUGCCAUGCUUGCUGAUCCUCAAAGUGCAGUGGAUGUUGCUUGUGGGAAACAUGGGGCUGCAAAUGGAAUAGGUCCAGGGAAAGGCUAUGUGGAUGUUUCAACUGUUGAUGGGGACACUUCUAAAUUGAUUAGUGCGCAAAUAAACUCCACUGGAGCAUUAUUUCUGGAGGCUCCAGUUUCAGGUUCCAAAAAGCCAGCAGAAGAUGGGCAGUUGAUAUUUCUUACAGCAGGGGACAAAGCUCUUUACGAAACAGUUGGUUCUCUCUUGGACAUCAUGGGGAAAUCUAAAUUUUAUCUUGGCGAUGUUGGAAAUGGAGCAGCAAUGAAACUUGUUGUCAAUAUGAUCAUGGGCAGUAUGAUGGCAUCCUUUUCUGAAGGCUUACUUCUCUGUGAAAAAGUUGGGCUUGAUCCAGAUGUACUAGUGAAGGUAGUUUCACAGGGUGCCAUUAAUGCUCCAAUGUACUCAACCAAAGGUCCAUCCAUGAUACAGUCUCUUUAUCCAACUGCAUUCCCCCUGAAGCAUCAGCAGAAGGAUCUAAGACUAGCCCUGGGGUUAGCAGAGUCUGUUUCCCAAUCCACUCCUAUUGCAGCAGCUGCAAAUGAGUUAUAUAAAGUUGCAAAAUCCCAUGGCCUGAGUGAUCAGGACUUUUCAGCUGUCAUUGAAGCAUUAAAAUCCAAAAUUCAGCACUCGGAAAACCAGUGACAUUCUUAUGAGACAAAGUUGAAGUUGAAAACCGUAGUAAGCUAGGCGACUUGAAAACCAGUGACAUUGUGAGGCUUGCCUAUUUCAAUUCAUUCCCUGAAAUGUAGGAUAUAUAUUUCCAAGGGCGUAAAUUUUUUGGGUGGAAUAUUGUUUUCAAUGUACUUCUAUAUAUGUUAUCCUCUUAACCAUUUUUUUAA